AUGGUUACACUAGUUCAUCGAAAAACAGCUUUACUUAUCGGUAAUAAUGGUUACCAUCGAUUAUCGAAUGAACUCGAUCAAUCGAUCGAGAAUGUCAACAGACUGAGUGAUCUGCUUACAAAGAUUGGUUUUCACGUGACAAGUGAAUCCGAUGUGGAAAAAUAUGAUUUGACUGAACUGAUUAUUAAGUUUGCACAGACGAUCAACAAUGGCGAUCUAGUUUUCUUGUAUUUCUCUGGACAUGCAUGUCAAGUCAAUGGUGCAAAUUAUCUCAUACCUGUCAAUGAUACUUGGAUUCAAACGGAGAGAGACGUUAUUGCCUUUGGAAUCAAUGUUGAUCGAAUGUUAAGACGCAUAGUGGAACAAAAUCCGUCAUAUGCAAAUAUAUUUGUCUUCGAUUGUUGUAGACCAUAUGCAGGAGGUUCGUCGAAUAAUCUAUUUACUAAACAUUUACUGAAGAAUCUUGCUGAAGAAAAUGUUCAAGUUGUGGAUAUUUUUCAGCGGAUAGUCCACGAUGUUUAUGAUGAAACUCAUCAAAAACAACGACCAUUAUCCAUCAAUGGACUAAAACAAGAUCAUCAGAUAUUUCUUAAUUAUGUGGCACCUCCACCUGCUCCAGUGCCUAUCUGGGUUGAAAUCGUACCCGAGGAGAAAGAAUCAUUUUUGAAAGAGCAAUCAGAAUCGAAAGCUUCUUGCGAUAGUUUACCAAAUGUUGAAGAGAUAACCGAUUCAGAAAAUGAAGACGUGAAAAAAGCAGAAGAAUUUACCAAACAUAUUUUAUCUAAAGUUCCUUCCGGUGAUCUCAAUCAAAUGGAAACAGUAUGUCAUAUAGUUCAUCAAUUAUUUCAAAAUGAAAAUCAAGAAUGUUUAUUUUUCAAUUCGAGACAAGGUGUUAAUCUUUAUAAUAGUUUCGGAAAUUUAACAGAUUUAAGUUUCGAUUAUACACCAUUUGUUUUGAAGUUGAAAGACAUUCGUGAAUUUGAAGACGUAGAAAGUCACCGAGAUGACUUAACAAUUGUCAACACCUUGAAUAGAGCAGUUCGAAGCAAUGAACCACAUCCAGUUCUUGAACAAAUUGUCGAACGAUUAGCAACAGCACACAACACUGACAAGAAGAAUAUUGUUUUGAAGAACGUUUAUGUCGGAUCGAUCAAUAUCGUUUAUACCGUAGAAAAUUCAAAAGAAAUUACGAUGAAAGAGCUGAGUGAACUACCAAAAAACGUUCAGUCGCAAUUUCAACAGCGUAUAUCAAUGAAAAUGCAUCCGUUAAUGAAACGACCUACCUUUGAUGUCGCCUGUUUUGAUGAACGUGGUCAUAAAAAUUUCGAGGGGGAAAAGGGAACAUAUCAUAUUGGUCCACCCGGAAGAACUAAAGAAGAAGAACGGGAGAAUUAUAACACAUUUGCAGGUAUCGCCCAAAUCAACACCGAACUCGGGAAGAAAUCCUAUAAAGUUAUGCUACAUGUUGCUGUCAAUCCUGAGGGUGUUUGUUUUACGACUGAUGACAAUAUCUGGGUAGUGGAAAAGCCUGAAAAUAUUCGCACAUAUGGUUUACUUAUGAAAGAAGUCUUAACGUAA
Messenger RNA from Adineta ricciae, 1578 nucleotides. NCBI's taxonomy places the organism in Eukaryota, Metazoa, Rotifera, Eurotatoria, Adinetida, Adinetidae. The record is from the annotation of a GenBank genome assembly.